Messenger RNA from Cyprinus carpio (common carp), 1183 nucleotides. RefSeq names its product sodium channel, voltage-gated, type I, beta b (gene scn1bb). Gene Ontology annotation, molecular function: sodium channel regulator activity. Gene Ontology annotation, biological process: sodium ion transport; regulation of heart rate by cardiac conduction; cardiac muscle cell action potential involved in contraction. The record is from RefSeq and is a predicted model, not a curated record. Gene Ontology annotation, cellular component: voltage-gated sodium channel complex. NCBI's taxonomy places the organism in Eukaryota, Metazoa, Chordata, Actinopteri, Cypriniformes, Cyprinidae.
GUGAGUUUUAAAAGGGGGCCGCACCUGCCGACAGCGUUGUGACGUCACCGCGGGUUCGGUUGCGUUGCGCGCGCGGCCCGAGAUUUUUACCGCAGUGCAUCAGUGCGAGCGUCACCGCGCGCUCCAGAACUCGCCCGACAGAGCUCUGUUUACCGAUCAGACGCGCCGGUCUGAUGAGGAUCUUAUCGCGGAGGCAAGCGACAGUCUGCAGGAAGCGCUGUCUGUGACGGUGAGGCUCUGAUCCGGGCCCUUCACUCAACCUCUCUCUGAAGAUGCAGUGCACAUGAAGAAGAGCCAGCGCUGUGGACACUAGACAACAGAGAGAGAGAGAGAGAGUGUGUGUGUGUGUGUGUGUGUGUGUGUGUGUGUGUGUGUGUGUGUGUGUGUGUGUGUGUGUGUGAGUGUGUGUGUGUGUGUGUGUGUGAUGGAGAGGACACGUCUGCUGCUCCUCUGUGUGUUCUGCGCGCUCUCCGUGUCUCUGUGCAGCGGCGCGUGUGCCGAGGUGGACUCCGACACGGAGGCCGUGGCGGGAAAGAGCUUCAAGCUGGGAUGCAUCUCCUGUAAGAUGCGCGGAGAGGUGGAGGCCACAGCCACCGUCGACUGGAUGUUCAGGGCGCGAGGAGAAGCCGACUUCGUGCACAUUUACAGCUACGACGGCGAGGCGUCCAGCAUCAUCGACGAGCGCUUCCAGGACCGCAUGGAGUGGCACGGCAGCAAGAACACCCUCCAGGACGCGUCUGUGGACCUCCUCAACGUCACCUUCAACGACUCCGGCGUCUACCGCUGCAUGUUCAACCGAGUGCUCAGCUACAAACACUACGAGUUCUCCACCAUCGUCAGCAAAGAGGUGCACCUCACCGUCGAGGGCAAAGCCACGCGCGGCACGGCGUCCAUCGUGUCAGAGGUCAUGAUGUACGUGUCCAUCAUCGGCCUGCAGCUCUGGCUCCUGGUGGAGAUGAUCUACUGCUACAGGAAGAUCGCCGCGGCCGGAGAGGAAGCUCUCCGAGCCAGCGCGUCAGUAACACACCGAACAAACCCUUACACACAUCACCCAUCUGACACACACAUGCUGCAAAAACCAUCCAGCGCACGAUUAUUAGAGUCAACUACAGCUCAACUUACUUCAAAUAACAUUAAUGAAAUAUAUAUACACAGUCCAGGUCAAAAGUUUGGAAAUAAAUGA